Molecule: messenger RNA, 3081 nt
Organism: Mesorhabditis spiculigera
Lineage: Eukaryota; Metazoa; Nematoda; Chromadorea; Rhabditida; Rhabditidae
Source: the annotation of a GenBank genome assembly
AUGUCCGUGGUCGAUUCCAGUGUGUUGCCCACGUCGCAUUCCCUCGAAUCGCUGCUGGAAUUCCGCUUCCCCUCCCUCACCGACCCGAUUGCCAUGGAUCUAAGCAGCUCCAUGCGCUCCCUCUCGAUGUACGACACCAACUUGCUUCACACUCUUCAACAACCACAGCAACAACAACAGCCGCAGCAGCAGAUUCCCUACCUCACUUACAUGACCCCAAAAGCCCCCGUUACGCAAGAGACUCUACUUAUGUUACCCUAUGUUGAAAGUUAUCUUAAUAAUAUGCAAAUGUUGGGAAUUCCGCGGACAGCUUAUGACGCCCCGCCAGACCCGAUGCAGAUGGUGAACAGGCAAUUCUUGCAGCCGGCCACCAACAAGACGGCGAUGGAGUUGUUGAUGGGAUUGGACAACUACGUGGCACUCAACGACAUCGGCUACGUCCUCAGAGAAAGCGGACACACCGACGCGGCCAGGAACUGCUUCGCGCGAGCCAUCGAACUCUGCCCCCAGUUCAUCGCCCCGUGGAUCAACAUGGCCGUGCUGUACAAGACGCAGAACGAACCCUGGCUUGCGAUCCACUACGCGGACAAGGCGCUGCUCAUCGACCAGACGGUGCAUGAGGUGCACGUGACGCUCGCAGAUCUGCUCCGAGAGGUUCAUUGUUAUGAUAGGGCCAUCCAAAUCUACAACCGGGCCCUCGAAUUGUCUCCCAACGACGCCUACGUGCACGCAAAGCUCGGCCAGAUCUACGUGGAGCAGGGAAAGUACGACAUGGCCGUGAUCUACCUCCAGCAAGUUGUCGACAUCCAGACCGACUACCCGGAAGCCCAAUGCAGCCUCGGAAAUGCGCUUUUCCGGCUCGGCCGCAUCGCCGAGGCCGAGAUUUGCUACCUGCGCAUCUUACAGCAACAACCAAACUGCCCCUCAAUCCUGACGAACAUGGCAAAUGUGAAGCAGGUGCAGGGGAACUUGGCCGAGGCAAAGUUCUUUUUCGGGAAAGCUGUUGAGUUCGAUCCAAACUACGAGCCAGCGCACAGCGGUCUCGGCAUCCUCUACCAACAAGAGCAGAAGGUCCGGGAAGCUUUCUGGCAUUACAGCGAAGCCGCCAGACUCGCGCCGAACGUUGCGAGGACCCACCACUACCUCGGGAAUGUGUAUCGGGAGCUGGGCGAUCCGCAAAACGCCAUCGCCUGCUACCAGCGCGGGCUCCUCAUCGACCCCACCUACAAUGAUCUCUACUUCCAGGUCGGCUUGGCCUACAAGGACAGCGGAAACUACCCUGAAGCCAUGCAAAGCUUCACGCGCUCCCUGAUGCUGCGCCCCGACCAGCCGGACGUGAUCUGCAACGCCGCGCACUGUCAGCAGCUCAUUUGCGACUUUACGGGUUAUGAGCAGAGAAUCCAAGAGCUCAACACCAUCGUUGACAAGCAGCUGGCCGAGGGCAAGCUCCCCUCCAUCCAUCCCCAUCAUACCAUCAUCUAUCCGAUGACGCACAAGAUGCGCCUCGGCAUCGCGACCGCCAACGCGAAUCUCUGCCUCCAAAGGAUCAACCUCGCACAGCGCCGCCCUUUUCAACAUCCGCCUGCGCGGAAGGUACUCCACCCGGGCGAGCGCCUACGCAUCGGCUACGUCUCCAGCGACUUCGGCAACCACCCGACCAGUCAUUUGAUGCAAUCCGUACCCGGGUUCCACGAUAGAACGAAAGUUGAGAUCUUCUGCUAUUCCCUGGCGACGAACGACGGCACGAAUUUCCACAGGCGGAUCAUCGACGGCGCGGAGCACUACUUCGACUUGUCGCAGAUGCCCUGCGACAUGAUGGCCGCGCAGAAAAUCUACGACGACAAGAUCCACGUUCUCGUCAACCUCAACGGGUACACAAAAGGGGCCAGAAACGAAAUUUUUGCCUUGACGCCGGCGCCCGUCCAGGUGAUGUGGCUGGGGUACCCGGGCAGCUCAGGCGCACCAUUUAUGGACUACAUCAUCACGGACAACAUCACGUCUCCAUUGCGGUUGGCCCACGCCUACUCGGAGAAGCUCGCCUACAUGCCGCAUACUUACUUUAUUGGCGACCACGCCCAAAUGUUCAAGCACCUCGCCGAGCGUGUCGUGGUGAAGGAGAAGAACGUCGCCCUCGGCAAGGAGAACCUGACCCUCGUCAACGCGAUGGCCCCUGGAUUGGAGGCGUUGGCGAAGAGCGUCGAACUGAAGGGCAUGGUCCACGAGGUCGAGGUGGUGCACGGGCCCGACAAGGAGUUGAUAAAGACCGAGAUGGUCGUCCCGAUCGUCGAGAUCCCUACCACCGAGCCCCUGAAGCAGAUGAUCGGCAUGGGGCUGAACGCGUCGCACGUCGGCGGGGUGCCUGUGCAAAAUGGCGCUGUUUCGUGCGACUUCAAGACGGCCAGCGGCGAGCAGCUACCUCAGACCAUUAUGGUGACCAGUCGGCAGCAGUACAGCCUCCCCGACGACGCGGUGGUGUACUGCAACUUCAACCAGCUGUACAAAAUCGACCCUCCUACCGUCGACAUGUGGAUCGAGAUUCUGAAGCGCGUCCCGAACUCGGUCAUCUGGCUGCUCCGAUUCCCCGUGCUCGGCGAGACGAACCUGAAGCAGUACUGUGCGGACCGGGGCAUCAACCCGAAUAGGCUGUGUUUCACGAACGUCGCCGUCAAGGAGGAGCAUGUUCGGCGAGGUCAGCUGGCUGAUGUGUGCUUGGAUACACCGCUUUGCAACGGGCACACCACAGGGAUGGACGUGCUGUGGUCGGGGACGCCGAUGGUGACAAUGCCGCUGGAGACGUUGGCUUCCCGGGUUGCAGCAUCUCAGCUCUACACCCUCGGCGUGCCCGAACUGGUCGCCAAGGACCGACAGGCUUACAUCGACAUUUCCGUCCGGCUAGGAAACGAUCGCGACUACCUGCUCCACAUGCGCAACAGGGUUUGGAAAGCGCGCCACACAUCGACGCUCUUCAACGUCAAGCAGUUCUGCACCGACUUCGAGACGCUGGCUUACGCGAUUUGGAAUCGCCACACGGCCGGGGAGCAUGACCACGUCACCGACCUUUCCGGGCCCGAAAUCGACUUC